This is a messenger RNA of Spinacia oleracea (spinach), 400 nucleotides long. RefSeq lists its product as uncharacterized. The coding region runs from base 80 to 400 and encodes 106 amino acids. The transcript is spliced from 3 exons. NCBI's taxonomy places the organism in Eukaryota, Viridiplantae, Streptophyta, Magnoliopsida, Caryophyllales, Amaranthaceae. The record is from RefSeq and is a predicted model, not a curated record.
UCAGAUUUUUGUUCCUGUAUUGGACGAUGACCAUUGGUGGUGUGCUGCAUUUGAGUUGAAGGAGAAGACCAUAUGGUUCAUGGAUACUAUGUACCCCAACCCCGAAGAGAAGCAUAAGUCUAUUCUGAAAAAUAUGAUCCCGGCCAUCGACACGAUGUUAAAUGUCCAUGACCCCCAGUGGGAACUAGGCACAAUGGGUAGUUGGGGAAGACAACUAGUCGAGCUUAUGAACAACACCGACAAUCAUAGCUGCGGCGUACUAAUGUUGGGAUGGAUAAAGUCAUCGGCCGCUCGUAUCGUAUCAAGAUAUGGAAUGGUAAGUGGCUUUGUAUUUAGCCCUCAUAUAUAUAUGGUAGCCUACAAACUAUUGCUCCUUAUUACCAUUCAUUCAUCGUUGUAG